Pundamilia nyererei is the source of this 1071-nucleotide messenger RNA. RefSeq names its product heart and neural crest derivatives expressed 2 (gene hand2). Gene Ontology annotation, molecular function: protein dimerization activity; RNA polymerase II transcription regulatory region sequence-specific DNA binding; DNA-binding transcription factor activity, RNA polymerase II-specific. NCBI's taxonomy places the organism in Eukaryota, Metazoa, Chordata, Actinopteri, Cichliformes, Cichlidae. The transcript is spliced from 2 exons. Gene Ontology annotation, biological process: regulation of transcription by RNA polymerase II; heart development. The coding region runs from base 73 to 810 and encodes 245 amino acids. The record is from RefSeq and is a predicted model, not a curated record.
UGUGUGUGUGUGUGUGUGGGGUGGGGUGGGGGGCGCUCACGCGUGCCCGAGUGCGUAUUUUUGUGUGUCACUAUGAGUCUCGUCUCGGGCUUCCCUCACCACCCGGUCAUGCACCAUCACGACAGCCACCACUAUUCGCUGCAUGCGGCGGCGGCCGGUCGGUGUCACGAAGACACCGGUGCUCCACCGUACUUCACAAGCUGGUUGAUAAGUCACGCGGAUAUGUCACCUACAGAGUAUAGCCUUGCGCCCGGCUACAGCCCGGAGUACCAUGGCAACAGCGGCAGUGGGUCAACCGUCGGACUGGACCCACACCAUCACCACUACUAUGGCCCUGGAGGGUUAGUUCCAGGACCCGGCACCAUCUCGAUGAACGGAACCACGGUCGGUAUGCACCAUCAUCACCACACUCAUCCUCGGACCGUGAAGCGAAGACCAACGGCCAAUCGCAAGGAAAGGCGGCGGACCCAGAGCAUUAACUCAGCUUUCGCGGAGCUGAGGGAAUGUAUCCCUAACGUCCCGGCCGACACCAAGCUGUCCAAGAUCAAGACGCUGCGCUUGGCCACCAGCUACAUCUCUUACUUAAUGGACAUCCUAGACAAGGACGAACAACACGGAGACACCCAGGCUUUCAAGGCCGAGCUAAAAAAGACGGAGGCUCGGGAAGAACGGCGGAAAAGAGAGGCGGUGGAGAUCUCGAAGACUUCGUCCUCCAACUCCUCGUCGUCCUCCUCGUCAGCGGGCGAUAAGAAAAGUAAGGGGCGGACGGGAUGGCCUCAGCAUGUCUGGGCUCUGGAACUGAAGCAGUAGUCCGUCUCUGCCUCAAUGUCUCCUGUCGCAGGUUGACAGCACUCCUUCCUUUCUCAAGCUCGGCCGUCGAACUGCGAAUAGGAGAGAGCGUCCAGGCGAACUGAAACGGGAGUCGGCCUGGCUUCCUAAGGUUGUCGAGGCUUCCCUCACAAACAGUAGCUACAGAGACGCUGCGUGAGGCUCUGUUCAGGUGUGACGCGAAGGCAAUGACAGUUUGCUGUAAUUUAGGAUUAACACACACACACACACACACACACACAC